Molecule: messenger RNA, 3434 nt
Organism: Alosa alosa (allis shad)
Lineage: Eukaryota; Metazoa; Chordata; Actinopteri; Clupeiformes; Clupeidae
Product: fibronectin-like
Exons: 16
Coding region: 172-1923 (583 amino acids)
Molecular function (GO): protein binding
Source: RefSeq, a predicted model, not a curated record
UAAAAUCGAAAGUGAAAGUGACUGUUUAUUCUCACUUGCCCGCUGUUACACAUCACCAUUUUGACUAUGAAAUCAAAUCGGUGACAAGUAGGCUACUGGAUGUUUUGAGGACCUAUAAAAUACAUGUGAAACUCAGGACAGUGGGUGUAUUCUGUAGUUCUGCAUCAAUAAAUGGCAGAUGAUCCAUCCACCAAUAAAAGACAAAUGGAUUUCUCAAUUGAAGGACAACCUCCUAGCAAACAAAGCUGUGAAUCUACUAGUCUCUCAUCUACUCCCAAUGAACAGAACUCUCCAGAAAUAGACCAUGGUAGUGGGAGUGAAGAUUGUGGACACUAUGAGAAAUUCCAGCAUGAAAAUGAAGGAAGUGAGAAAAACCAAGGAGUCAAUAAGAUUCAAACAGAGGAAAAAUGUUCUAAUGUUGAACAAAUCCAUUCUCCUGGGCCAAUCCAGUUCACCUCAGUACAGCCAGACUCCAUCUCCUUAGUCUGGGGACCUCCUGAGAUAUGGAAUGGCCAGAGUUUUAAAGUCACCUGGGAGAGUGGACAGCACAGAGGGAGUCAAGACUUCCCAAGUUUAAAAGCUUGUAUUUGCAAUCUAUUACCUGGAGAGAAAUAUGAAUUUAAGGUGGUCACCCUGGGUGAAGACAACCAGCAGAGUGAAUAUGUAUCAGCGACUACAUUCACAGAGAUCCCUGCACCAGAUGAGGUAAUGGUGAACAAUAAUGAAAGUCCUGUGAUGGUGACAUGGAAGAAACCAGAGGGGCUGGACCAGGUUGAAUAUGUGAUGUCACUUUGGAAGGAGGAAAAAGAGGGAGAGGAGUGUUUACACAGCAUGACAUUAGCAUCUGAAAAAUACCCCUUACCUGAACUGAAGCUCAAUAUAAUAUACACCAUCAGAGUUUCUAUCGUGCUGAAAAAUGGCUAUAUGGGGAAAGCUACUACACACCGUUUUUGCAGAGUUUCUCUUACAGUGCCAGCACCAGAGAAACUCAGAAUGAUUUCAAAGACUUCAUCAUCUGUUCAUCUCAUAUGGGAGCCACCACUUGGGAUGGAAGAGACUCCAUACUCCUACCAGAUCUCUUACCACACUGGAGGACCAGAAUCAGAGCCCAUUCCUGCAGAUUCAUGCAGCGUUGUAAUUAAAAACCUGAAGCCAUGCACUGACUAUUUAGUCAACGUCCGCACUAAGCUGAAGAAUGGGGAAAUGAGUGAACCUUUUGGCAUGGGAGUUUUUACAGCUGUGCCAGUCCCAGAGCAGCUCAUUGUGGUUUUAGAGACUGCAAGGUCUGUUCAUCUCAGAUGGAACCCACCACAUGGGAUAGAGACUCCACUCUCCUACCAGAUCUCUUACCGCAGUGGAGGACCAGAAUCAAAUCCCAUUUCUGCAGAUUCAUGCAGUGCUGUCAUCACAGGUCUGCAACCAGACACCAAGUAUGAUAUCAGCGUCUGCACCAAGGUCACAAACGGGGAAAUGAGUGCUCCUGUUAAACAACAAGUCCACACAGCUGUGCUAUUACCCCCAAGCAAGCUCACAGUAGUUUCAGUGACUCCAGAAUCUAUACAUAUCACAUGGAGCCAACCAAAUGGGAUGGAUCGGACUCCACACUCCUUCCAGAUCUCUUACCACAGUGGAGGAACUGAGUCAGAACCCAUUUCUGCAGAUUCAUGCAGCGCUGACAUCACAGGCCUGCAACCAGACACCAAAUAUGAUGUCAGCGUCUGCACCAAGCUCAAUAAUGGGGAAAUAAGUGCUCCUGUUAAACAAGAAGUCCGUACAAAAGUCCCAACCAAAAAAUUCUACACCAUUGUGAUUGGGAACACUCAAAAUCAUCACAAUGCUUUGAAGAGAAUGUUGAUGAAAAAAAAGGUUUGGCAGAAGUUGCAAGUGUGGAUGAUUGUGAUGUCAUCCUGGCUUUCUGUGUGAUAGUUUCCCGUGUUGGAACAGACAUGGAGGCAGCUCUUAAAGAAAUACCAGACUCUAAGCCUGCUAUUCUAGUGGUCAUGCACCACACCUUUGAUACCAAUCACGUGACACCAAACACCAGCAGAUUUGUAAGAGGGCAAAAGAUGACUGUGAUUGACAUUUUGUUCCAUGAGGACCAAGGGAUACUGAAGUGUGAAAAGAACAGUGAUGCACAGAGACAGCUACUCAUAGAGUUUGAGGUUUCCCCAGAAUCGGAUACAAAAGUCUUGGCCUCCUCAGGGUGGAUGAACAAGGGGAUAAAUCUGUUGAAAUCAAUAGGCCAAUUCAUUGUCUCUCAAUGAUGACCGCCCGCCACCCACUGAACAGCAACAGCAAAAACAAAAUAAUAACAAAAUACCACCACCAGAUGACAGCAGCUCCACAGCUGCAGAUGGAUCUCAAAUAGUUUCCAAACCCUGUUUGACAGAAAAAACAACAAUGUGUAGCAAGACUGCUACAUCACGUUCAUCUAAAAAUAUAAAAUACUUUACUAUUUUGAGUGGGAAACACACUGAAAUCUCAUGCAGAGGUUCAAAAACGUCUUACAGAUAAAGGAGUUUUGCAAGCUGAAGUCUUUUCAGUGAAACAAUGUGAUGUUCUCCUGGUGUUCUGCCCAGUUGUUUCCUCGUUUGGCUCUGACAUUGAAAAAGCUUUCCGUUCCAUUCCAGAUGGAAAGCCUGCUGUUGUAGUGGUGAUGCACCACACAUUUGACACAGAUUUCUUGCCACCAUGCAACAACGCUCCUAACAAGAGGAAGGAUAUACUUGUUGUGCAUUGCUUAUUCUUCGAGGACAUAGGGUUACUGAAGUCCUCAAAAAAUGAUGAUUCAAUCAGCCGUGUCACUAAGUGGCUGUGUGAAAGGUUCCCACAAAUGGCAGCACAAAAUGAACAAAACUAUUCCAUGCCUGGUGCAUCAUUCAGAAAUGUUAUGUCCUACUUCAGGAAAUGAAAUGCCUGCAGGCCUGCCUACAGUGAAUUAAUUGAUGCCUGAUGUGCCUGAUUUUAAGAAGCUUAAUCUGUACCCAGGAGAACCCUGAUGAGUUGAUCGGUUGUGAUUAUAGUUCUAAUCAAAGCAGAAUAGUUUGUCAUAAAUGUAAUAAUAAUAAUAUACAGUGUAGCCUAGCCACAUGUUAAAAGGCUUAGCAAUGCAUGUGAAAUUGCAUCUACAGUGAAUAAUUUGUAUUUGGUAAAUGUGCACUGCUGAACUAUUGUAUUCCACUUGCCAAUUCUGACUAUGUGUACUGUAUCUACAUAACCUGUUGAAAAGAUAAGUGAUAGUUGCCCUUGUUUUUCCCCCUUAGCAUUUAAUGGGUACCUUCAUCAGUUGUGCCAAUAAUGAAAAGACUGCAAGGGUUGCCUGCCAAGUUUAUAUAUUAUGUUAAUCCAUUAUUUAAUAAGCAAAGAUAUAAUAUAGCCUAGUACAUAUUAUUUCGACAUGAAUGUUAAUCUAAAAGUGGUAAAUGCUACUUUUA